Molecule: messenger RNA, 1273 nt
Organism: Syngnathus typhle (broad-nosed pipefish)
Lineage: Eukaryota; Metazoa; Chordata; Actinopteri; Syngnathiformes; Syngnathidae
Gene: ska1
Product: spindle and kinetochore associated complex subunit 1
Exons: 7
Coding region: 123-896 (257 amino acids)
Biological process (GO): regulation of microtubule polymerization or depolymerization; mitotic cell cycle; cell division
Cellular component (GO): outer kinetochore; mitotic spindle; spindle microtubule
Molecular function (GO): microtubule binding
Source: RefSeq, a predicted model, not a curated record
GCCUGUCUGACUCGAUGAGUAGGCGUACCAACGAAGAAGAAAUUGACCCACGGAGCGCCAAGCGUUGUGACUACAAGGGAAAACAAAACAAGUGAACUGGUUGCUGACUGCAACUGUCUCCUAUGUCCAUUUCUUUUUGUCGGAAGAAAAUGAGUGACCUGGAGAGUAUCAGCCACCAUAUUAAUGACCAGAUUUCAUCUGUCCAGCGCAUGUUGGAUUUGUCACUUGCAGAUGUAUGCCCAGAUAAGAGGAAAAAUCUUAACCGAGAACUUGAUGCAAUUGAGAGACUUCUGGUGGAGUUUGAAAAAAGUGUUGGCCAACAAAAAGACCAGCUCAGUCACUUAAAGGCUCUUGAAGAGUUAACGGGAAAUAAUUUGGCAAGUCUCCAACAUCUUAAGGACAACGUACCUGCUCAUUUGCCUCAAAAAUGUCCCCAAAAAGAAAAUGAGCAGAUAAUGAAACAAAACCAAGAGCCAGAUGUGGAAUCCAGCCAGCAGGAAAUUGUUAAAAGUAAACUCAAGAGCCAUGUCAAAGAAAUACCGUUCAUCACUCUCGCAGAGUUUGAAGUUAUCCCCUCGUAUAUGAAGGGACGGGUGCCAUAUGAUGAAAUUAACAAAGCAGUGCAGAACAUUAAUGCAACUGCAGCAGCAAAAUAUAAAAUUGUUCGCCAGCCUGUGAAAACUUUAAACAAUCAUACACGCAAGUUGUACCAGCGCUUCAAGGAUCAAGAGACAAAAGACACCAAAGGUCAAUAUUUCGUGGUGGAAGAUGAUUUUCGCGACUUCACUCAGAUGAAAGUGGAUAAACGACUUCAUGGAAUUCUGAAUAUGUUGCGACACUGCCAACGCCUGCAAGAGUUGCGAGGAGGAGGGCUUACCCGCUACAUCAUAUUAUGAAUGAAGGACUCUCAGUCGAGUUGAGAUUUCCUGAAUUGUGAUUUGACAUCAAUUUGAAUACCCUUCAACAGCUAAAGGCUAGCCUAGCUUAAGCCAGAGAUAAUCGUGAACCCUGGUCUGAUCACCUGACCAUUGGCCAUCAUGGACAGCAACCAUAGACCCAUUCUGUAAACCGCUCUAAUAAUACAAAUGCAGGAGAAGUAUGAACAAGAAUGCAUUUCUAGCUCAGCCUGAUUCUGAAGUGCGCCCCCCCCCCCUAAUAACAUUGGUGCCCUCAAGAUAUGGCCUGACUGACAAAUAGUACAAAAUCAUUUAUUAUCUGCUUUUCAUUAUCAAUUAGUAUCAUGCAAAGAUCAAAAAGAAAUAUAGGUUUUUUU